This is a messenger RNA of Diabrotica balteata, 1645 nucleotides long. The record is from the annotation of a GenBank genome assembly. NCBI's taxonomy places the organism in Eukaryota, Metazoa, Arthropoda, Insecta, Coleoptera, Chrysomelidae.
CUUUGUAUACGUAUCGCGGUCGUUUUCAAAUAAAAAAAUAGUUUAUUUUGUAAUCCUUAAAAAUGGCUAUGAAUAAAUAUAUGCAUCCAAGAAAUAUAUAUAAAUCGCCGCCAAAUUUUAAACAACUUGCACUGGAUUUUCCGGAAUUUAGAGAAUUUGUAACGCAAGAUAUUACUGGAAAAGUAUCUCUUGACUUCAAAAAUACAAAAGCAUUGAGAGCUUUGUCCUGUAUUUUACUGAAAAAAGAUUUUGGUCUUAACGUGGAAAUGCCAUUAGAUAAAUUAAUACCAACUAUUCCCUUGAGACUGAAUUAUAUUUUAUGGUUAGAAGAUCUUUUGUCCUUAACUGGGAAAUCUGAAAAUAUUAGAGGUGUUGAUAUAGGUACAGGAGCUUCUUGUGUAUAUCCUCUUCUAGCUGCAAAGAAAAAUAAAUGGCAUAUGGUAGCAUCUGAAAUAGAUACCAACAGUGUAACAUAUGCCAACACUAAUAUAGAGACAAAUAAAUUAGAAGAAUUUAUACAAAUAGUAAAAGUUAAUGAAAAUACAGUUUUAAAGGAUGUUGUAAAUCAAGAUGAAUAUGAUUUCUGCAUGUGUAAUCCACCAUUCUUUGGCAGUACGCAAGAAUUGCAUUCGAAUCUAAAUUCAAGAAGUUUAAAUAGACCAAAACCAAAAAAUUCAUUUUGUGCUACACCUACCGAAGUUGUAGUAAAAGGAGGUGAAGUAGACUUCCUUAGUAAACUUAUCCAAGAAAGCAAAAUAUUAGGAACCCAAAUUAAAAUUUACACUACAAUGGUUGGACAUAAGAAGAAUUUACCUCAGUUAAAGACUUUGCUUAGAGAAGUUGAUGUUUGCAGCUUUAAAGAAACAGAAUUUUGUCAAGGCAAUACUACUAGAUGGGGACUUGCCUGGACUUUUUGCUCAACAUUUGAUUUAAAAAAAUGUUUGGAUCCAAUAAAACUAGCAAUAAAGAAAAGUAAACCCAAAGAACCAUUGACAUGUGGAAUACCAGUAGAUGAAACCAAUGAAUUAUCAUUAAAUUUAAUUAGAGAUAAUAUAUUAAAGUUGUUUGAUCAAUUAGAAAUGGUUACUGAAGAAGUUUCUCGAAAGAAAAGUGUGCUAAGAUAUUUUGUGAAUGCUUAUUCAAACACUUGGUCAAAUCAGAGACGAAAAAGGCGAGAACAAAUGAAAAAUGGUGAUGCCAGUUCUUCUUUAAUAGGUGAAAAUAAUAAUGACGAGAAAUCGUUGGAUAUGGAAGGUGCAAAAUCUCCUGGUAAAAGAAUUCACGAAGAUCACAUUGAGGGAGCAUUUGUUAAGAAAUUAAAAAUAUCAAACACUGAUGGAAGAGAUGUAUUUUUCAAAUUCCUUGUUACAUUAAAACUGGAAGAAUCAAGUGUAUUAUUAGAAGUAGACUGUUUACCUGAAUAUAAUAGGGAAUAUUUACAUCAGAUUUUACAGUAUAUAAAAAAUAAUUUGAAAACAUAAUUUUUUAUAUUUAUAAAGAUGAAUGUACUACAAUGGUGUUUAAAGCAGAAUGCUAUUACUAUUUGUGAAAGUAAUUUUAUUUUUGAGAAUGAAAAGAUUGAUUUUUUGUAAUAUUUUAGGCAGGAAGCCAUUUUAUUUUUUUAAAUAAACCGUUUGCACUAGAA